CCUGACGGCGGCGGAGCAUCCUGGGGGUCCCCAGAAGCCCGCCCUGGACCCAGCGCUGCGCCCGAGAUCCUGGGGAGCAGGGUUUCCGACGCGAAUCCCUGGGGGACACCCCAUUACUGCCCCAAGAUACAGUCGCCCAUGCACCAGCCCCUGGGGAGAGCCCCCGACGCUGCUCUUUGGAUGCCGCCCCAGGCCAGUGCGGGAACACGGCGGUCCCCAGAGCCGGCAAGCGCUACUGUGCCCUGGACGCCCCCACCUGCGCCCCCGGAGCUGGUGGCCCUGUACCAGGGGAUCUCAGUGUCACCAGAGCCCUGUCUGUCACUGGGGAGCUCACCCCUCCGGUCCCACCCUUCAUGCCAGAGACUCCAGCCUCAGACCCCAUGGAGGUGCUGGGGCCACAGUGCUGAGCUGCUCCCCAGCUCAGAGGUCCAGGGAUCUGGGCCCGCCUUCCAGCCUGGUGAUGUGAGCUCUUCCCAGCCACCAGGCCUUCGGCUCAGCAGCUGCCCUGAACUUUGGCAAGAAGAUUUGGAGGAGACCCAAAUGGGCAUCUUCUACUAAUGGCCUUUCAGGCCCCCUUUUCAGCCUGAAGUAAGGCCCACCAUGUGAACACUGGUUAUAUACUUCUUCAGGGGCUUUUUAAGCUUUCCUUUGCCAAAGUCCCUGUGCCUAUCACAGAAAGUGGCAGGAACAGAUAGUGUCUGUCCUCCCCGGCCACAGUGGGGCCCUCCACUGCCGGGAACUGCCUUGCAGAGACCUGUGCACUGCAGAGCACAGUCCAGGUUGCUCUGACCGAGGCAAUGCUGGGCUGGGACUGGUGGGAAGGGUGUGGGAGCUAGGCCUGUGCCCUGCCUCUGGGUAACAGUUGGCCAGAAUCCUGUAUGUUAGAUACUCUGUCAUUCUUUAGAAAAACAAAAA
Fukomys damarensis (Damara mole-rat) is the source of this 915-nucleotide messenger RNA. RefSeq names its product mesoderm posterior bHLH transcription factor 2 (gene Mesp2). Gene Ontology annotation, cellular component: nucleus. Gene Ontology annotation, biological process: heart morphogenesis; somite rostral/caudal axis specification; regulation of transcription by RNA polymerase II. Gene Ontology annotation, molecular function: RNA polymerase II cis-regulatory region sequence-specific DNA binding; DNA-binding transcription factor activity, RNA polymerase II-specific. The transcript is spliced from 2 exons. The record is from RefSeq and is a predicted model, not a curated record. Lineage: Eukaryota; Metazoa; Chordata; Mammalia; Rodentia; Bathyergidae. The annotation marks the transcript as partial.